Molecule: messenger RNA, 1479 nt
Organism: Ctenopharyngodon idella (grass carp)
Lineage: Eukaryota; Metazoa; Chordata; Actinopteri; Cypriniformes; Xenocyprididae
Product: formyl peptide receptor 2-like
Exons: 3
Coding region: 24-1220 (398 amino acids)
Biological process (GO): phospholipase C-activating G protein-coupled receptor signaling pathway; inflammatory response; positive regulation of cytosolic calcium ion concentration
Cellular component (GO): plasma membrane
Molecular function (GO): complement receptor activity; G protein-coupled receptor activity
Source: RefSeq, a predicted model, not a curated record
AGAAAAGUUAGUGAAAAGUGGAGAUGAGCUCACCCUGGUGUGAUGUCAAAGAACCAGCCACUGAAUUAUUUAUUGGCGUAGCAAAAUAUUACUCUAAUACACACACUUCCAUUCACAAAGGAUUACAUAAGCAGUGGUUCAGUUUUGUAAAAAUGCCUUAUGCUGUGAACAGAAUGACCUCCAAUACAACUGUUCUCCAUUAUGCCCGCUCUGAGGUCUCAAACCACCAUGAGGACACUAUAGUGGACACUGAUGCUAUUAUGAAAGAAGUCAACGUUGUCUUCCUCACCAUCAUCAUUCUCUUCGGCACCACCGGGAACUCUGUGGUCAUCUGGGUUGCCGGCUUCCGCAUGAAUCCCAGUGUUACUAAUGUAUGGUUGGUCAACCUCGCAGUAGCUGACCUGAUCUUCUGUCUGACACGAGUCACUUCACUCAUCAGAGAUCUUUUCUAUGACCACUGGCCUUUUGGGGUCUUUCUCUGUAAAUUCAAUGGCUUCUUCAAGUACGCCAACAUGUUCUGCAGUGUUUUUCUUCUGGCUGUUAUCAGUGUGGAUCGAGCGCUUUGCAUUUGCCAUCCAGUGUUCACCAGGAAACGACGAAUGCUAAGUGUUGCUCGUGUGGUCAGCGUGGGAGUUUGGAUUUUGGCGGUGAUCUUUAGUUCACCAUACUUUGUGUACCGACAGGUCUUCCCUAAAAAGAACUUAAGCCAAUGCUCAGUGAAGGAAGAAGGAGCAGCAGAGGGGGGCAAUUCAGCAAUGUAUGUCUAUUACUACAUUCGUUUCAUCUGUGGAUUCCUGUUGCCCUUCCUGGUCAUCCUUAUCUGUUACAUACUAGCUGCUAUUGGGAUACGCAGAACGCGUCUCUCUGGCAAAUCGAGGCCUCUUCGGAUUCUUGCUGUACUGGUCUGUGCCUUUUUCCUAUGUUGGGCCCCCUACCACUUUCUAGGACUGGUCAAGUUGGUGAAUAAAGACAACAUGGCAGUAAAAACAGCAUGGAGUUUGGUUUCAAACUUAGCCUAUUUCAACAGCUGCAUUAACCCAUUGCUGUACUUCUGCAUGGGACUGGAUGUUAGACGACACUGCAAACAAAACCUGUUAGGGAUUUUUCAUAGAGCUCUUAUGGAGGAAAGUCACCUUCUCCAGUACCAGGAACGCACAAGGGACGAAAGCUGUGAUUCCAUUCCAAAGACGGCAGACGCUAAGUGUAUGACUAAUGUUUAACAGAAAUUAGUUUGAAGCAAACUUUGUCAUGUUUGCUUAUCUGGCAUUUGGAAUAAAUAUAAAUAAAAUCAUUAUCUUAGAAAAAGUUGCCUAGUUGAAUAAUAAAUGCUUUUUAUGUUUUUAAAUGAGAGUGUGAAAAUUAUUCUUUGCUGUUUGCGUCUUCUGCAGUUUCAAUUUGAAGACAUAUUUACAAAAUGGAAAUCAUAUAUUCACAAAAUGAAGCCAGAACUAUUGAACCAUUAUAUUAUUAAACUUUACA